Molecule: messenger RNA, 727 nt
Organism: Merops nubicus (carmine bee-eater)
Lineage: Eukaryota; Metazoa; Chordata; Aves; Coraciiformes; Meropidae
Exons: 3
Coding region: 1-342 (113 amino acids)
Biological process (GO): ceramide biosynthetic process
Cellular component (GO): serine palmitoyltransferase complex
Molecular function (GO): serine C-palmitoyltransferase activity
Source: RefSeq, a predicted model, not a curated record
AUGCCGGGGAGCAAUCCUCGUGCUGGCGCUAUCCGCGUCCUGUCACGGGGCGUCCAGCGAUCUUGUCCCCUUCUCGGGCAUCAUCUUAUCUCUCGGAGUCAUUUCUCCUUUAAUUUUUCUUCCGUGGAGUUAAGGUCAGCAAGACUGGUUGUUGUCCCCAAGCUGGGGGAGGCGGGCCAGGCCUGCCGGCCGCGGCUGCGGGAGCUAACGGUGCGCGGCUCUGCGGCUCUGCUCCACCAUUCCAUGCUAGUUUCCAUUGUUGGAAUGGCACUGUACACAGGCUAUGUGUUCAUGCCUCAGCACAUCAUGGCAAUAUUGCACUACUUUGAAAUUGUGCAGUGAUGAAGACCGUGUUUUCAAGAAGUAUUCGGGCUCUGAGAUCUGGUCUGCAAAGAAGAAUGAACUUCUUAGUUUUUAUAAGACUUCUACCACUGUCAGAAAGACACAAUUAUGACUCUGAAGGCUAGGAAAUAAGAUGUGUAGAGCAGGGACACGAGAUGUCCCCUAUGUUGUGUUCAUUCCUUUUAAUUUUACAAGAUAUGCCCUUGUAUAGUAGUUUUGUCUACUUUAACAUUGUGAUUGUACUUUGAUAUCAGUAUUUUCUUAACUUUGUGACAGUUUCAAUAUUGCACUGUGAAAGCUUUUCUUAAUUGUAAUUUUCGGUAAAUCUUAAUUGCCUUCUAUUUUUAAUCAGAAAGUCGUCUUAUUAAAUGAGGCUUAAAGCUUU